GAGGUGGCGCUUGCUCGCGACCAACCUCUUUAGCCGCUCGCGCGGCGUUCGAACUUUUCCGGGGAACGGGUCCAGCGCGAGAGCCGUAUGACGCACCCCGCUAGGUGGGGCUAAUAGAGGCCAGAGGUGGGGUCUGUGGGCCGGCUGAGGCGGGAGACCUGCGAUGGAGGUGUCGGUUAAGCUGAACGGGUUCAGCCGCUGGAUGGGAGACCACGUGUCGGUGGAGGUCUGGGGCUCUCUGCGCUUCAGCUGACGGAGUGCAGCCAGGAGCGGCGAAACGCGGCACGACCGCACUGUUGACCUCCGUGUACAAAUAGGUCUAGGCAUGUAACACUUCAAUUAUCUGGAGCUUCUAAACUGAAUCUUAAAGCUGUAGGACAGCUGAUCACAGAAUACCUAUGAAUUCAUCAUUACCACUCUCCGCUUCACCCCAGAAUCCUAGCACAGACCUUGAGAACAGCACCAUUCAGAAACAGAGGAAAGAACUCCAGCUGUUAAUAGCAGAACUGAAAGAUCGUGAUAAGGAGCUCAAUGACAUGGUUGCAGUACAUCAGAGACAGCUGCUAGCAUGGGAAGAUGAUCGACAAAAAAUACUGACUCUGGCAGAACGAUGUAGCAGGCUAGAAAAUGAACUACACAAAAGAAAUGAGAUGAUAAGAACACUAACACAAAGAUUAAAGGUCUUAGAAUCUCAGCAGAAUGAUCGUAGGACAACACUUGAAAAUACUCAACAGAAGCUUCAGGAGCUGUCUCAAAAAGCAACAGAUGCAACUCUUCAUUGUCAGGCCCUGGAGGAGAAAAAUCAAAGUCUCAACUGUUCAGUGUUGGAGCUGUCGGCUAAAAUAGGCCAGUUACAAGCUAGAGAACAGGAACUCAUUACGAUGCUAAAGCUAAAGGACAAAGAUAUACUUGAAGCAACCAAUCACAUUACUGCAUUUACAUCUAAAUUUAAAAAGUUGGAAAGUGCAUUGCGUGCAGCUAAGAUGGGGGAAUCCAGUAUCAAUAAAGAAAAGCAGGAUUUCAAACUGAGACUGAAACAACUAACAUUUGAAAUGAAUAAAUUAAAAGAUGACCUCAGUGAAAAGACGAAAGAAAAUAAUGAGCAGCGUGAAGAAAUCAUACGCCUCAAACAAGAAAACAACUACUUGAAGAAUGAGCUCGUACUUAAUGUUGAGAAAGCAAAUAGACAAGAUCAACUUCUUCAAUCUGCCAAAUCUAAACAAGUCCGGACCAACACAGAACUGUCCAAUUUGCGGCAGAUCUAUGUAAAACAGCAGCAGGAUCUGCAAUUUCUUCAUUUCAACUUGGAGAGUUCUCAAGAAUUAUGGCAGAAACACAAGGGGGAGGCACACAAAACAAAGAAAUAUCUUAAUUUUAUUGACAGUGAAGAACAUGUGGAUCUGAAUUCCUUUUACUUGGACUCUCCCUGUUUGACGUCCACACAGAAGAGAGAUGGGCCCCAGAAAUGUGAGAGAUUCUUCGAUGCAGACCUCCCUUCAGAGAUCAGUAACUUAUCAGUGAUUCAGUCAGCAAAUAAGUGCACCAGUCCUACAGACUCCUGUUCACCAACAAGUAAGCUCCAGCGUUUGCUGGCUGAGUCUCGACAGAUGGUUGCUGAUCUGGAGCUUAGCACGCUGCUCCACAUUAGCCCCUGUUGCAGUUCCGACAGCAGCAGUGUUAAUAUGACAACAGAACUUACAGAAGCUCUUUGCAAAGUGCAACUGCCAGCUAUGGAAGAAAGUGAGACAAAACUUUCACUGUUUCCUUUAUGAUCUUGAAUUCCUUGGAUGUUAUCUGGAAGAAACAAAGAUGACAUCCUUACUAUCUGGCAAGAACAAAGAAGAUGUCCUUCAGUUUUCAAAAUGUAUUUUAAUUAAUAUCAUUACCACAUAUAAGCUACAAUGAACAGUUACUAACUAACUAAAUGAACAGUUAUUUGGUCAUACCUCUCAUGAAUGUUUGAAAAUUUUGCAAGUGCCAAAAAGAUGUGACUGUAUGCUGGAAUGUAUUCUAUAUUUGUGAAUAAUAACUUAGAAUUAUGCUAAGAUGAAAAACUGCUUUUUUUAUAGAUCAGUACUCAGGUUAAAUGCUAGUUUGUUUUUAAAGUAAGAAUAUAAAAUGCGUAAUUGUUUACUCCAUAAAGGUGACAUAUUUUUUUAAAUAUAGAACUGUUUUUAUUACUACUGCCAUAGUUGUGCAUAUUUGGUAUUUACAAUGUAUAACAGCAAAGUGUUAACUCCUGUUUGUCCAUUGUUAUAGUUCUGGACAUUUUGCCAUGUAAAUAGAUAUGAAUAAUGUUUAUAAGAAGCUGCUAAUUAGUGAAGUAACCAGGGUAUACCUCCUACAUUGCUGAAAUUUACAAAACCCUUCACCCACAAGAUGGGCAAAAUAACUCUUCCCCAGUCAUGAGCUAUUUAUUCUAACACAAGCUCUUAUAAGAUCAUGCGUUGAUAUGGAUGUUUUUAGCAGUAUAUGACAUGGAUUUAAUGUGUAGUCUUUUUAAAUAUUUUAACUAUGCCUUGUGUAUCUGUGACCAUCAGAAAAGUAGAAACGACUCAUUAUUGCAUUUGAAAAUAUUUUUAACCAAAAAAAAAGGCCAUACAACCUAAUAAAUACCAUUUUUUCACUUCUUAA
This is a messenger RNA of Chrysemys picta bellii (western painted turtle), 2634 nucleotides long. It is a transcript of the gene CCDC62, whose product is annotated as coiled-coil domain containing 62. The record is from RefSeq and is a predicted model, not a curated record. Lineage: Eukaryota; Metazoa; Chordata; Testudines; Emydidae.